Messenger RNA from Mangifera indica (mango), 2014 nucleotides. Its product is annotated as calcium-dependent protein kinase 33-like. Gene Ontology annotation, biological process: peptidyl-serine phosphorylation; protein autophosphorylation; intracellular signal transduction. Gene Ontology annotation, molecular function: calmodulin binding; ATP binding; calcium-dependent protein serine/threonine kinase activity. NCBI's taxonomy places the organism in Eukaryota, Viridiplantae, Streptophyta, Magnoliopsida, Sapindales, Anacardiaceae. Bases 236 to 1849 code for a protein of 537 amino acids. The transcript is spliced from 8 exons. Gene Ontology annotation, cellular component: cytoplasm; nucleus. The record is from RefSeq and is a predicted model, not a curated record.
UUCCUUUCUUGUUUUCACCUUAAACUUUUACCAGAAGCUCCCUCUUUUAAAGUCAUCGGAUUUGUGCUGUUCUUGUUAAUUUUCUCUCCCAACUUGGAGUCCUUACCUAACUUUCUUUCAUUUUCUCAUCUGUAUUCCUCUCAUUUCUCAAUUUUCCCUAAUAAAAUCUCACAUUUUCUCUGUCUCUCUCUUCUCUCAUCUGGGUUCCUAAAAAAUUCUCUUCUUUUUACGAGAAAUGGGUGGUUGUUUAACCAAAAGUGGAGAUUCAACGCCUCAGCAUAAUAGUUAUGAUUACGGAUCAGAAGCAAAUCCUGUAGUUCAUCACCACGUUAAGGCUCAACCGGCUCAACAGGCCCAUCAAUUACCUGAAAAACCAGGUCACCAUGGAGCUUCAUCGCCAUACAAGCCAGCUGUUCCAAGUUCAAGUCCAACACCAGUUCACACUCACAGGGCAGACACUAUUCUUGGUAAACCUUUUGAAGAUGUUAAGUCACAUUAUACUAUUGGUAAGGAACUUGGUAGGGGUCAAUUUGGUGUAACUCAUUUGUGUACUGAGAAUUCAACUGGGAAAACAUUUGCUUGCAAGUCGAUUUCUAAGAGAAAAAUUGUGAAUAAAAAUGAUAAGGAUGAUAUCAGAAGAGAGAUUCAGAUAAUGCAACACUUGAGUGGUCAACCUAAUAUAGUUGAGUUUAAGGGUGCCUAUGAGGACAAGCAAUCUGUGCAUCUUGUUAUGGAGUUGUGUGCUGGUGGUGAACUUUUUGAUAGGAUUAUUGCUAAGGGGCAUUACAGUGAGAGAGCUGCAGCUUCAAUGUGUAGAAGUAUAGUGAAUGUUGUGCAUAUUUGUCAUUUUAUGGGGGUGAUGCAUAGAGACCUUAAGCCUGAGAAUUUCUUGUUGUCUAGCAAGGAUGAGAAUGCUCUUUUGAAGGCUACAGAUUUUGGAUUGUCAGUGUUCAUUGAGGAGGGAAAGGUUUAUCGGGAUAUAGUAGGAAGUGCUUACUAUGUUGCCCCUGAAGUUUUACACCGAAAAUAUGGGAAAGAAAUAGACAUUUGGAGUGCAGGAGUCAUGUUGUACAUUUUACUCAGUGGUGUACCUCCUUUUUGGGCAGAAACGGAGAAGGGAAUUUUUGCUGCUAUUGUGGAAGGGAAAAUUGACUUUGAAAGUAAACCAUGGCCAAGUAUAUCAAGCAGUGCCAAGGACUUGGUGCGGAGGAUGCUUACAGCUGACCCAAAAAAGCGGAUUACUUCUGCUCAAGUUCUGGAGCACCCAUGGAUUAGAGAAGGCGGAAAUGCAUCAGACAAGCCAUUAGAUAGCGCAGUUCUGUCUAGGAUGAAGCAAUUCAGGGCAAUGAACAAACUAAAGAAACUUGCACUGAAGGUCAUCGCAGAAAAUCUUUCUACUGAUGAGAUCCAAGGGCUCAAGUCAAUGUUUGCAAACAUGGACACCGACAACAGUGGCACAAUUACCUAUGAUGAACUGAAGGAAGGAUUAGCCCGAAUUGGAUCAAAGCUUACAGAAGCUGAAGUCAAGCAGCUCAUGGAAGCUGCUGAUGUUGAUGGAAAUGGAACUAUUGACUACAUUGAAUUUAUCACUGCCACGAUGCACAGACACCGGUUAGAACGAGAUGAACAUCUUUACAAAGCUUUUCAACAUUUUGAUAAGGAUAAUAGCGGGUUUAUCACGGUGGACGAAUUAGGAUCAGCCAUGAAAGAGUAUGGAAUAGGGGAUGAUGCCACAAUCAAAGAAAUAAUAUCUGAAGUUGACACAGAUAACGAUGGUAGAAUCAACUAUGAUGAGUUCCGUGAAAUGAUGAGAAGUGGAACGACCCAACCGCAAGCCAGACUUUUCUAAAUCAAUGCAUGGCUUUUGUUUUUUUUUUUUUGAGCAAUUCAGAUGUGCUUUGUAAAAAAAAAAAUCUGGGAGAUUAACGACUCACAGCCUGUGAGUGGACAUUCAUUUUUCUUUCAGAGUACUUUCUUUCCAUCAACUCCAAUAUGGAUAUCUUCAAAUUUGACA